This is a messenger RNA of Sphenostylis stenocarpa, 519 nucleotides long. Lineage: Eukaryota; Viridiplantae; Streptophyta; Magnoliopsida; Fabales; Fabaceae. The record is from the annotation of a GenBank genome assembly.
AUGAGGCACUAUUCUUUCAUGAAAUCUCCAUCACAACCAACAUAUGAUGAAUUUCAUUUCGAUGACUAUGGAUUUGAUCUGCAACAUGACUUUUGCCAGUUCUUGGAGGAAGCAAAGCAGCAUGGAAAGGAAGCAAAACUAAAGAGUUCAUCAGUGUGCCCGGAAGACUCUAGGAAUGCAGGAUCGGAGAAAGAGAAAAAGGGGAAGAAGAAGUCAUGGAAAAGUUCUCUGACUUCAUGGUGGAAAUCUGAUAAGAAGAGCAAGCAUAGUGAAAAAACCACCAACGAUUCUAAAUCAAAGGGUGGUUCUGGUAAAAGACAUGGUCAUUCUUCUGGUCCAAUGUACAGGUCCAGCAAAAGUUCUGAUGGGAAACAUUGGCGUCCUUCAUCUGGUCCUCUUGUAAACCUUUUCAAACCCACAAAGAGGGAGGAAAAUGAGAUACCCUAUAUUUCUCUCCAACAUCAAAAUAAUAGCCCUCCUGCUGAUCAGAACUAUGGACCCCUUUAUGUGGUCACUUGA